AGUGUGGCGCGCACGGCCCUGCGACCCGCCCGCCGGGGCUGCUGCUGUUGGAAGCGAUCCGAGGCUGGCGCAGCGGUGAGAUUCUCGGGAGGUCGUUCCUGCCCAACAGUCGAUCGAUCGAGCGAUGGCGACGAGGAUCUCAGAUCGUCCGCUUGCGUUCUGGGGAGGACUAUUGCACGCGAGGCCCACCGGGGCCCGUCCCGGAGCGAUCGAGCGGGGCAGCGAGCGAGAGAGGGAGGAGGAGGAGGAGGAGGGGAGGGAGGGAGCAGGAAUGGAGAAUCGGCUGGCCAUAAGGGAGGAGGGCGGAUAGGUCACACACACGAUUGCUGCCAGCAGCGAGCUCCGAGGCCAGCAGCCAACAGCGCUGAUUGUUGCAGCGACAGUGGGCUUCUAGAUGGUGGUGGCCUGGGCCAGCAGCUGACUGGCAUGAAUGCGUAUCUCGCAGAUAUGAUAUCGGAUGGGAUAGCGCGGCUGGAGCACCAGACUUUGCUCAUCGUUCUCAGGCUGGAAUGCUUACAGCAUUCACUCAUAUCCCAGGCCUGACGCAAGCAGCUGGGGCCCCAUCAUCCUCAAUCUACCUUCUCGAAACGCAAUUCAACUCAAUGCCCACUGAACCGUCUAACAGUUUUCAAGCAAUCCUCGUGUCCAAGCGCAUGCGCCUCGUCUGUGACCUCGGAUGCGAUGGAUCUCAAGGAUUAGGUGUACAUGGGUCGCGGUCGCAAUCUAAGAAGAAGAACAACCUCAGCAGCAUCGUUAACAGCACAUGCACUCAAAAUGUCCUAACUAUUGGCUAUCCUUAUCCUCAUCGGCUAGCACAGAGACAGAGGCAGAUUCAUAAUCUGGGAGGCAAACUGUUGUCGCAAGAGUUGAGGUUGAGUGCAGGAUUUCGAGCCAAACACCGGAUCCAGGUGAAGGGAAUGCUGUCCCCGAAGCAAUUGGAACGCGAGUUGGCCAGGAAUUCGAUCGGAGCUUUCUCGCUGUUUUGCUCCUGCGCCGCAAUCCGAAGAAGCUCUGCUGGCGCACGCAAGGUGCGCCUGAGAGCCAAGAUCCGUGCCGGUUCUGGCCCUUGCCUCGCAGUUUGAAGUCCAGACUGACUGGGAGUAAGAUUUCUCGACAUCGCUCUUGGAUGACAGUGCUUGCAGUCCCUCCCAGCUGGAUGACGGUCGUUGAUACUGUGAGGAUCAGAUGAAGGGAACGCAGAUUUCCUUCAACAAGGCGAUAAUCAAGGCAAUCAAAGUCGUUCAGCAUCUGGGGGACGCAAGUUCGAAGUCGAAGGCGGAAAAGAAGCUCAAGGAAGCAGAAGCAGAGGACCUCUUCGAGACAGAAGACUCGCCCAGAGCGGCGGCGCACGAAUCCUCUUCCAACCCGGCCAAGCACGGCAAGUGGACGACCAAGUGCAUCAAAGCUGGAGGGAAAGGGAAGGCUGGUGCCGACAGAUUGCUCAAGGCUGCGAAAGGGAGAACCCUGAGCCAGGUUCUGAGCCAAACGUCCAAAAGAUUGGAGGCUCCAUCGUAUGCUCAAGCUCACGCUCAUGCGCUGCACGCCCAUGCGUCGUCAACGACUGUGGACCAUAAAUCUGCGCAUUCCACAGCUGCACCAUCAUCAUCAAAGGCGUCCAAGGCGUCAAAGGCGCUAACUUCAGAUCCUCCGAUACAAAUCCUUAUGUGGAUCGGAGACCAACAUAUCGAUAUAGGUAAAACAUUGGUUCCCUACUAAGUAUAAAGGGAGUACGAUUACGCCGCUGUCUGCACAACAUCAUCACAUUGAACACCGAACUGAAGUCCGAUUCGUCGAGCUUAACCUCGGCUCAGAAGCCGUGCGAUGAUUUGGAACUUAAUUGCAACUUAACAUCAUUCGAGAAAUCGGCCGAAUUGCUGAAUGGCCGGCAAUUGAUGACAUUGGCCAACCACUGUCAUCGUUAGUUGAAUUAUUUAACAAACUCGUCAUAAUGUUAUUGAAGGAGAUUUAUCCUCCGAGUACAUAUAAUAAUAUCGAUUCUCUGGAGAAAGUUCAAGUAUGUGCUAGCAGAAUUGCGCAUCCUG
Marchantia polymorpha subsp. ruderalis is the source of this 2042-nucleotide messenger RNA. NCBI's taxonomy places the organism in Eukaryota, Viridiplantae, Streptophyta, Marchantiopsida, Marchantiales, Marchantiaceae. The record is from the annotation of a GenBank genome assembly.